Messenger RNA from Medicago truncatula (barrel medic), 1833 nucleotides. RefSeq lists its product as uncharacterized. The record is from RefSeq and is a predicted model, not a curated record. The coding region runs from base 128 to 1366 and encodes 412 amino acids. Lineage: Eukaryota; Viridiplantae; Streptophyta; Magnoliopsida; Fabales; Fabaceae. The transcript is spliced from 4 exons.
CUUAGAGCAUCUGAACACCUUACUUCAUCUUUUGGUAUAUAAAUAUUUCUUUCAACCUUAACAAUUGAACCAUCGUUUAAUAAUUCAUUCUACUAGAUGUUUUUUCUUCUUAGUUUUUGAGAUCAACAUGAUGAUUGUAUCUCAACAAUGGAUUCUUUCAUUGACAAUACUAGUACAACUGUUGUUGUUGAGCACAUCAUUGUCAUCAGCUGGUAGUAGGAAGAGUAAUAAAAAUAUUAAAACAAAUGUCUUUAUGUCUCCAAAGAUUGAACUGAGACCAGGAUUUGUUUCAAACAAAGUAUACUAUGAUGUUGAGUUUCCAAGAGGCCAUAUUUCACUCAAGAGUUUCAAUGCUGAACUAGUUGAUGAAGCAGGAAAUUCUGUACCUCUUCAUCAAACUUAUCUACACCACUGGGCUGUUGUUAGAUACCAACAACCUAAAAAUGUGACACAAAAUAGGCAAUCAGGUAUUAUUAUUGUAAGAAAUGAUGGCUUUUGCCAACAGACUAUUUUAGGACAGUACUAUGGUCUUGGAUCUGAAACAAGAGGCACAAAUACAUAUAUUCCAGACCCUUAUGGUAUAGAAGUUGGUAAUCCAGCUGAAAUUCCAAAAGGUUAUGUAGAGAAAUGGUUGAUGAAUAUUCAUGUUAUUGAUACAAGGGGUGUGGAAGAUAGGAUGGGAUGUAUUGAUUGCAGAUGUGACCUAUAUAAUGUUACUAAAGAUGAAAAUGGUGAUGCUUUGAGUCCAAAUUAUAAAGGGGGUUUGCAAUGUUGUCCUGAUAACACUAAGUGCAAGCUGAGGAAAGGGUUUUUAGGCCCAAAAAAAAGGAUCUAUUUGAAAUACACAAUCAUGUGGAUCAAUUGGGAUGUAAACUUUAUGGUGCCUGUCAAGAUUUAUAUAUUUGAUGUGACUGACACUUUGAAGAUAUCGGAUAAAUCUAAAGGAAUGAGUCUGAACCAUGAUUGCAAGAUAGAAUAUGAAGUUGAACCUUGCAGCAAAAGUAAUGUGAGUGAUAGUGGUUGUGUUGAUGUGAAGAGUGCAAGUUUUCCAAUGCAAAAUGAAGGUUAUGUCAUCUAUGGAGUUGGUCAUUUGCAUGCAGGUUCAAUUGGAUCAACUCUAUAUGGACAGGAUGGGAAGGUAAUAUGUAAUUCAAAACCAAAAUAUGGAAAUGGAAAGGAAGCAGGAAAUGAAAAAGGAUAUGUUGUAGGAAUGUCCACUUGUUAUCCUCAACCAGGUUCUAUCAAGAUAUUUAAUGGUGAAACUUUAACUCUAGAGGUGAACUAUAACAACAGCAGAAGACACUCUGGAGUAAUGGGGCUUUUUUAUUUCUUGGUGGAAGAAAAGCUACCACACCAACAUGUCUAACAUUCCUAUCAUUUUUUAUUUGGUAAAUUCUAUGUGGGUCAUUUGAUAUUGUAGUCCAUCGUAGCCUAACACUUGAAAACUAUAUUUAAAACUUCAAUGAUAAUUUACAAUAUCGUCGGAAGUACAAAUUUACAGUAUUUCUUAUUUUAACGAGUGAGACGGUGACCCAAUUCAUGAUGGUUAAAGGAAAAAAGAAAAAAAACAAAUAUCAAUGACUUGAUACAAGUUUUUAUAUUUUCUUCUUUAUUUUAGUCAUAUUGACUCACCACCUCACCCAUAAAGAUAAGAAUAGUCAAACUUCUACCUUUGAGGGUUUUUUUUUCUUUAUUUGUUGGAUGUCUCAUAGGAAAAAGUAAGGAUGUAAUUUGUCAUACCUGUUUUUUUUUUUUUAAUAUUGUGCUAUUUUAUAGACUCUAAUAUUUUGGUUUCUUCAAGUCUCCAAUCCUUUAUAUAGAGGUUGAAAAGAA